Molecule: messenger RNA, 1483 nt
Organism: Lytechinus variegatus (green sea urchin)
Lineage: Eukaryota; Metazoa; Echinodermata; Echinoidea; Temnopleuroida; Toxopneustidae
Gene: tada2a
Product: transcriptional adapter 2-alpha-like
Exons: 16
Coding region: 122-1456 (444 amino acids)
Biological process (GO): regulation of transcription by RNA polymerase II; chromatin remodeling
Cellular component (GO): nucleus; SAGA-type complex
Molecular function (GO): chromatin binding; protein binding; zinc ion binding
Source: RefSeq, a predicted model, not a curated record
UGAGACAUCGAAAGGAAAGUGGAUUGAUGCACGGGUGCUUAUUUAGGCUAAGCUAAGCCAAAGCAGGGACGUGAAAGGCAAUAAAGAUAAUUAUCAGAGCUAAGAUUGACCAGCUGUAAGAAUGAUGGCAUCACUCUCGGGCUUGCCUUUUGGACUCCAGUCGAUGGACCAGCCUCCCUGUCCUGGUUGCUCCUCAUUUCUCAUGGAACCUUACAUCAGAUGUGCAACAUGUGGCCCCCCUAAAAUUGAUUUAUGUCUCCAGUGUUUCUCAAAAGGCUGGGAGGAUGGUAAACACCAAAGCAACCAUGAUUAUGAAAUUAUUACUAAUAGCUUCUCACUGUUUGAUCCAAACUGGACAGCCAAAGAAGAAAAGGCUUUACUGGAAGGAGUUUCCGAUUAUGGCCUGGGAAAUUGGUAUGAUGUGUCCAAUCAAGUAGCUGGUAAGACAAGAUUAGAAUGUGAACAGCACUACAACAAAGUCUACAUAGAUAAUCCAAAGCCUCCUCUCUUUGCUCUUCCCAUGCAAGCAGAGCUUCCUAAGCGUACAAGUCUACCAUACAGAAUGUGUGAGGAUCCCCCAAGACCAGCCAGAGACUCACAGAAGGCAUCAUCUGAGAUGGCAGGCUAUAUGCCAGCUAGGUCAGACUUCAAUAUGGAAUAUGACAAUUAUGCUGAGCUUGACAUCAAGGAUAUCUAUUUCCACAAUGAGACAGAUGAACUCUUAGAAGAGCUGAAAUUUGCGACAGUGGACAUCUACCAUUCCAGACAGACAGAGAGAUACAGAAGAAAGUUGAUUGUCAGAAACCUUGGACUUGUCAACUUGUUAAGAAUUCAGAUGGUUGAGCGAACACACAGCCAGGCUAUUCGUGACAUGGUUGAAAAGUUGCACAGAUUAUGUCGUCUUCACACACCUGUAGCUCAUGACAAAUUCAUUGAAGGCCUCAUAUAUGAACAAGAUCUGAAGAAUGAAAUCAAAAAGCUACAGGAGUACAGAAGAUGUGGUAUCAAGACAUUUGUAGGUGCUGAUGUUUACAAUCGAUUGAAAUCCAGGAGAGAGCAGAUGAAGGAUCGUAAGAACCUAUUAGGUGAAGUCUUAUCCAUCACUAGGGAUCCAAAUGCAUGUCAACAGUGGCUCAAACGACAAGCACUUCUUGAAACCGGUCACAAGGAACUACCUCCAAUAUCUGCAGGACCAGUUCGAAAGCAGACACCCCCUCUGGAUCUUACUGGCUUUGUUGGGUAUGACAAGUUGAACGAGAAUGAAAAAGAGUUGUGUGCUACAUUAAGGAUCAUCCCAGAGGCAUACUUUGAAUACAAAACAUUGUUCAUUAAUGAAUCUCAGAGAUUGGGUUUCCUCAAACUGAAGCAAGCCAGGACCCUUAUCAGGAUUGAUGUCAACAAAACAAGGAAAAUAUAUGACUUUUUUGUCAAGGAGAAACUUAUCAAAGCAUCAUGAGGAGACAUUCUUGAGAUACCUCAAAGU